UUGGGGGCUGCUCCAGGCAGGAGUACCCCAGAAUCGGCAUCACAAUGGCAGUCAGGAAUGUAAGUACAAAGGUUCCAGUGGGCACAGGGUUUUGGAACAAUGCCAAACCUGCUCAAUACAGCAAAGAAACCCAGGAGCUGAUUCGAGUGAUGAUGGAAGAAUCCAAACUUACAAACUUUCAAAAGCGUCAGAUAAAAGAGCGGCUUCAAGGCGGCGAUGCACUACCAGUUCAGUGCCACCCCAGUUCCACUGAUUCUGGUAGUAAACGUGCAGCAGCUGCAAUCUCCCAGAGACCAAAAGCUACCCUUCAGCCUUGCAGACCAAGAUUGCGUCCUGCUGAGAAGUGCCGUGCUGGAGAUGCUUAUUGUAGAGACAAGUUCCAGCCUCGGCCCACAAGAGAUCUGAAUAAGGAAAAGUGCAGGUUACAAAAUAUCAUGGCAACAGGGAAGGACCUUCCUGCACCAACACGUGUUAUUCCACAAAAAGAAAACUGGGAGGAAGAAGGGGAGAAGGACAGAUUUGAUGAAUUGGUGGCAGAAGUCCAGGAGAGAUGGGACUUCCUUGAAGAAAUGGAAGCCUUAGGUAAAGGGAAAGAUUACCGAAAUAUAAUCAACACGGAAAUCUCACAGAAGUUGCGUGAGAUGGAAAUCAUUGAUAAACAGAGGAGCACGGAACUGAAGGAGCUACUGCAAAAGUCAGAGAACAAGCAAUUGUCCUAACAUGUCCUAGCAGUGUAUCGAGCCUACUUGGUGACCACAGAUAAAACAUUCACUGCCCAUAUUUUGAAUGUCUGACUCUUUGUCCCCACCUACUUGUGCCUGUGGGUUUGCCCUUUUCUCUUAUUGCUUCAGUUAAUAAAUUAUAUAUUGCUUUUUACUGGGCAGAUAAGAUGGUUGGAUUUUUACAGAAGUUACACUGAUUGCAAUGUGUGUUCUGCACAAUCCAAUACAGUAAAUCCAAAAUUUUGAACAGGUGAGCCAUUUUCUUUGUUUCUUGACUUCUAUAAUUGGGAGGGUGCAAAUAGUGGAAAUGAAAAAUAAAAAAAAAAAAGUAAUUCUGGUUAAAA
Molecule: messenger RNA, 1066 nt
Organism: Xenopus tropicalis (tropical clawed frog)
Lineage: Eukaryota; Metazoa; Chordata; Amphibia; Anura; Pipidae
Gene: c4h22orf23
Product: chromosome 4 C22orf23 homolog
Exons: 7
Coding region: 45-719 (224 amino acids)
Source: RefSeq, a predicted model, not a curated record